AUGCACCUUGCCGAGUUGCCCUGGUCUCCUGGCAAGGGGAGACACGAGUGCUCGCCCUACGCUGCCCACUUGUACGAUGCGGAGGACAUGAGCUCCCCGGUGCGGGCUCUGCCCGGCCUGUGCCCCGCGUACUGCGCGGCCUUCUGGUUCCGAUGCCGCUCUGUGCUGAGCCUCCUCACUGGGGACCCUGCCAGCCUGGCACUGGAGAGCGACCGCGCUCGCUUCUGCGGCGCCCUGGAGCUGGGCGACCCCACCUACUGCUACCCGGCGGUGCUGGGCAGCGCAGCGCUGAGCCAGGGGCUGGGCCAGGUGCGGGAGGACGCCCGCGGCUGCCUGCAGCUCUGCCUGCGGGAGGUGGCCAACGGGCUGCGGAACCCCGUGGCCAUGGUGCACGCCGGGGACGGCUCCCACCGCUUCUUCGUGGCCGAGCAGCGGGGCUGCGUCUGGGUCUUCCAGGCCAACGGUUCGCGGGCCGCGCGCCCCUUCCUGGACCUGCGGGCAGCCGUGCUCACCUCACCCUGGGCGGGCGACGAGCGGGGCUUCCUGGGCCUGGCCUUCCACCCCCGCUUCCAUGCCACCCACACCUUCUACGUCUACUACUCCGCCCACACCGGGCCCCACGAGACCAUCCGCGUCUCCCAGUUCCGCGUCUCGCCCCACGACCCCAAUGCCGCCGACCCCCGCUCCGAGAGGAUCCUCCUGGAGGUGCUGGAGCCAGCGUCAAACCACAACGGGGGGCAGCUGCUGUUUGGGGCCGAUGAGCUGCUCUACAUCUUCACGGGGGACGGGGGGCGAGCGGGGGACCCCUUUGGCGCCUUCGGCAACGCCCAGAACAAGUCGUCCCUGCUGGGCAAGGUGCUGCGGAUCGACGUGGAGCCAGGGGCCGACGGCCCCCCCUACCGCAUCCCAGCCGACAACCCCUUUGUGGGGGAGCCCGGGGCCCGGCCCGAGGUCUACGCCUACGGGGUGCGGAACAUGUGGCGCUGCUCCGUGGACAGGGGCGACCCCACGAGCGGCGCCGGGCACGGGCGCAUCUUCUGCGGGGACGUGGGGCAGAACAAGUACGAGGAGGUGGACAUCAUCAUGCCAGGCGCCAACUAUGGCUGGCGGGCGAAGGAAGGGUUUGCCUGCUACGACCCGGUGCUGUGCGCCAACGCCUCACUUGAUGAUGUCCCCCCCAUAUUCGCCUAUUCGCACCAGCUGGGGCGCUCGGUGACGGGGGGCUACGUGUACCGGGGCUGCCACAGCCCCAACCUGCGUGGCCACUACAUCUUCGGGGACUUCAUGAGCGGGCGCCUGAUGUCGCUGCGGGAGGAGGCUGGCUCCGGGCGCUGGCACUACAAGGAGCUGUGCACAGGCCAGGGCCAGACCUGCGCCUUCCCUGGCCUCCUCAACCAUCACGUGCCCCACAUCAUCUCCUUUGCCGAGGAUGAGGCCGGUGAGCUCUAUUUCCUCUCCACGGCCACCCCUAGUGCGGCAGUGCCAGCUGGGAUCUUGUACCAGAUUGUGGACCCCUCCAGGCGGGCGUCCCCUGGACAGUGCAGGAUCAGCCCCGUGCCCGUUCCCAUCCAAGGGAAGCUGGUCCACUUCCGCCCAUCACAGAAAUUCAUCACACCCACCCCACUGUCCGCAGGGACCACCCCACUGCUUGGCACUGGCUCAGAACCGACAGGCGCAGCUGGACCCCCCAUGGUGUCUGUCACCCACCCCCCAGCCCCAGAGCCCCCUGCAGUGCCCUCUACCCUGCCCAGCCCAGCUGUGGCUGCCAGGCCCCCAGCGCACCCUGACUCUGGGGUGCUGCAGGUGCUUCCCACUCCCCGGCCAGGGCUGAGCCUGCCCCCUACCACCCCCAACUGGUACCAGCAGCUGCUGGAGCACCUGGGGGCCAACAGCAGCCCAUGGAGCCGCCCCUACUGGCCCCCAAGCACAAGGCCACCCCCCCCAACCCACAACCCCGACCCAGCAUCCAGCCCCCACUGGCCCCCCAGCACAAGGCUGUCCCCCACAACCCACCCAGCAUCCAGCCCCCACUGGCCCCCGAGCACAGGGUCACCCUCUCCAGUCCCCAACCCUCAGCUGCCCCCCACAACUUUGCCAUCCCCUGCCAGCCCUCAACCUCCUAGGCAGGAGGCUGGGCACCACCCCAGGAGGAUGGGGCCCCGGAGGCGACUGGGUGCAAAGGGCCCCACCCGGCAGCUGCCCCCAGGCACGGUGCGGCUGGUACACAGGGGUGCAGGGCCCGGGCAGGGCCGGCUGGAGGUCCUGGUGGGGGGCCAGUGGGGUACGGUCUGCGACGAUUUCUUCGACGGGCGGGCAGCCACUGUGGUGUGCCGGCAGCUGGGCUAUAGGCAGGCGCUGAGGGUGGCCCGCCGGGCAGAGUUCGGGCAAGGGGCCACGCUGCCCAUCCUGCUGGACGACGUGCGGUGCCAGGGCUCGGAGCACAGCCUGCUGGAGUGCCGGAGCGCCCCCCCUGGGCAGCACAACUGUGCCCACAGUGAGGACGUGGGGGUGGUGUGCGGGCACCAGGAAGGCCAGGGCCUGCCCAGGGGGAUCCGAGGGGGUCAAGCCCUGUAACUUCUGCCUCCUUCUUGCCCCCUGCGCUCUGGUGGGGGGAGGGGAGAGACACAGACGGCAGGGGUUGGGGGCUGGGCUGGGCCCUGCCACCCCCAUCCAGCCCAUCCUCUACUCCCCCCACAGCUUCAGGGACCUGGGAGCCACAUGGCCCAGAGGCCCGCAGGAGCAGCUGCUCAGGGUUCCUGUUUUCCUUUUACAGUGGGGGGGUUGAGAAUGGGGGAUUUCUACCCCCACUGCUGGGCCAGGGGGUGUCAGUUCUGGCAGGAGGGGCGGGGAGUCAGGACUCCUGGGUUCUAUUGUUGGCU
Messenger RNA from Dermochelys coriacea (leatherback sea turtle), 2879 nucleotides. RefSeq names its product HHIP-like protein 1. NCBI's taxonomy places the organism in Eukaryota, Metazoa, Chordata, Testudines, Dermochelyidae. The record is from RefSeq and is a predicted model, not a curated record. Gene Ontology annotation, cellular component: membrane. Bases 1 to 2574 code for a protein of 857 amino acids. The transcript has 10 exons.